Corticium candelabrum is the source of this 2352-nucleotide messenger RNA. Its product is annotated as vacuolar protein-sorting-associated protein 36-like. NCBI's taxonomy places the organism in Eukaryota, Metazoa, Porifera, Homoscleromorpha, Homosclerophorida, Plakinidae. The coding region runs from base 360 to 2015 and encodes 551 amino acids. The record is from RefSeq and is a predicted model, not a curated record. The transcript has 9 exons.
AUAUUAAUGUGGGGUCGUCAUCUCUGUGUGUGGAAUCUAACGUGACUAAAUUAUUUAGCUUGACGUUGCCUUAGCGCUUUGCCGUACAGCUGUGGCGUUCUACACAAGAUUCGAUUUGAAUACAGAUUGCACGUGUGCAGUGCAGGCGUACGCAUGCGUGCCAGCGACAUAGCUACAAGGUAGUCACAGUGUCGUACAGUACCUCAGGUCUACUACAAGGCGUCGCAUCCGUUUCUGCGGACGCUUGUGUUUGUACUCCCGCUGUAAGGCGUCGAAACGGCUCGUCCGCACGACAACAGCAGGUCACCGCUCGACGCGUGUUUGCGCAUUGCGCAGAAGGUGUGACAUCAAAAACAAACAUGGCGCAGCAGCCGAGAAAGUUCGUGGAGAAAAUGGCCCUUCUUCGAGAGAAGGAACGCCAACAGUCGAUGGCUGUGGAGCAAGUACUUCGCGAAGUCCGCGGCGUGAAGAACUCGAUUGUUAUGCAGUCGCCGUAUCCUCGCUCGACGCCCGAGUAUUAUCACCCGCAGCAGAGGAUGCUGUACGAGGCGUAUCCAUCGUAUGCGUCUGAUUUGAGUCACCAGGUGGCUCUACAGCAACAGAGAGGCCUCUCGCAGUCGAUGCCGGUUCUUUGUUCUCCGCCCCAACAGCAAGCCGCUCAACUCGACCUACAGCGCGUUUUGCAAGAGCGGAGGGAAAUGCAAAUGGCCGCUCUGCCUCUGAAUCAGCGACAACGCUGGCCUUUGCGAAAGGCUAUGAGCACGGAAUGUCGUCCUGAGGAACCACCGAGUAUCAUUUCGGCGUCUCAACAGACUUACCUUGAGCUGCCUGAACAACAGUGUCGACGGAUAAAGUCUGAGCCUGAUAUCCAUCAGAGUGUCAAGACAAGUGAGGACACAAUGUUGAGAAGGAGACUGACGGCUGCGGCCCCGAUUCCGGAAGACGAGAGAACACAAGUCUCUGAACCGGUGUAUCAGAGAGCUCAGUAUGUCAAUCAGAAUUAUCCAACAGGGAAUGGAUACACACUGAAUGCUGGCGUUCGAGCCAGCUCGGUCCCAGACUUGUCCGAUGUUCCGGUUCAGCCGAAUCCCCUAGACCAAGACGCAGACCAAGGCUACGGAAAUCUGUCCCACCAUCAAGCACACCUCGGUCACAUACCGAGACGGAGACAAGGCGUAAUAACGAGCCCCGGGUUGGCACUUAGAAAAAAGUCUCCGGCCGUGCCGUCUCAUCGAUCUCAUCCAUACUAUGGAAACUUGGGCGAAAUUGAAAACCACAUCGUGGCGUCGAUGCCACCGCCGCCGCUUUACGGACCCGAUCAACAGCAUCAGAACAACUUCUCGUCUGAGUAUAUGUCGCAGCAGCAGCAGCAGCAGCCGCAGGAGAUUGUGUUUCAGCAGCGUAGCAGUCUAGAUCACUUGAAUCCGGCGCAGGUUUAUUAUUGCGACGCAUCGGAAAUGCAGCAAACUGCCGUUUUGCAGCAGAAGUUCAAUGCGAUGAAUGUCGCAACGUCGGCCGACUCGUAUCAUCAACAGGUCAUCGCCGACGCGCAAAAUCAUCAAGUCCCGGGUGGAUUUCCUGGCAAUCAAGUCAUUGUCAACGCUCACACGCAUCAUGGCGGACGAAGCAGUAACAAUUCGGAUCAACUACAACAGAUGCAGAGUCCGUCAGGCAGCAACGUAUUAUCAUCCGGGUACAACAGUCCGUCAUACGGCCUGGGCUACAACACGCAAUACAGUCAGGUAUAUAGUGGAGGCAUUAUGCCCACACUUCCAGUUGGUGAUGUUUCUUGUGACAUGCGGCAGGACUCGAUUCCAACCAUGGGACAGGAUAUCGGUUCGGUACAGGUCAACACUCAGUACACUCAACUACCAAUGACGACGUCCGAGGGGCUCGUCGACGCUCUCUUUGCCGAACCGUUAGACGCCGGCGAGCUCAAGACCCUUUUGAACUAUGGAGACAGUGGACUGUUACCCGAUCCCGAAACUGAGGAGGCAUUGAAGCGACAGCCUUGAUGCUCGAUUUAGUGUACUAUCUAAGCGUUUGUGAAAUAAUUAGAGAAACAGAGAGAGAGAGAGACUGGAGAUCCGCCUUGUCACAUUUUCGUGUGUUUUCUCGAGCUGCUACGGCCGUUCAGAGCUCGGUGGUGUGCACAUGUAUAUAUGAAUUGGAACACCUAGCUAGGAGAGGAGACUCAGUGUUAACAUGUGUAUAGUUGUCUUGACUGCAUUGAAUAGUUCUAUUUGAAAGCACUUUGUAAUAGCUAUUUGCCGGACGGUCAUUGCUUUUUUGUAAGCGUAACGUGCUACUCUCUAUGGUUUAGAUUGGGUAGAAAUAAAAAAGGUAAAUUGA